AUGCCCAGCGAGGCUCGGGAGUGCACCGUGCCCAGACGCCUGCCGCCUCUCCCCGGGUCCCAGCCGCUGUCGCUGCGAGGGGCCGGGCUGCCCGCCUUUCCUUCCUUCCAUCCGAGAAGGUUAUAUAAUGAGCGGACCGCUGCCAAAGUCGGAGGGAAAAUGAAGUCUUUGUUAAAUGCCUUCACCAAGAAGGAAGUGCCCUUCCGAGAGGCCCCAGCAUACUCCAACCGCAGGCGGCGGCCCCCCAACACGCUGGCCGCCCCCCGGCUCCUGCUGCGCUCAAACAGCGACAAUAACCUCAACGCCAGCGCACCCGACUGGGCCGUCUGCUCCACGGCCUCCUCCCACCGCAGCCUGUCACCCCAGUUGCUGCAGCAGAUGCCCAGCAAGCCCGAUGGCACCGUGAAGACCAUCGCGAGCUACGUCCCUGGGCCCCGCAGCCGGUCCCCGUCGCUCAACAGGCUGGGUGGUGCAGGCGAGGAUGGCAGGAGGCCCCAGCCACACUGGCACGGCGGGUCACCUUUCGCUCCUGGUGCCAACAAGGACUCGCUCGUGGCCUUGGAGUACCCGGGACCCAAGCGGAAGCUCUACAGCGCUGUGCCCGGGAGGCUUUUCGUCGUCGUCAAGCCAUACCAACCCCUCGUCGACGGCGAGAUCCCCCUUCACCGUGGUGACAGGGUCAAAGUUCUGAGUAUCGGUGAAGGCGGCUUCUGGGAAGGCAGCGCCCGCGGCCUCAUCGGAUGGUUCCCGGCCGAGUGUGUGGAGGAGGUCCAGUGCAAGCCCAGGGACAGCCAGGCAGAGCCAUGCUGGGCCACUCCUGUCUCCAUUCUCUCGUUGGGAAAACCAGGCAUGCCGGUGCCGGGCAUUGCUGGCUCUGCCACACCUGGAUGGGCAGACCUGGAGGGCCACGUGCGGAGGCGGUAA
Galeopterus variegatus (Sunda flying lemur) is the source of this 924-nucleotide messenger RNA. Its product is annotated as SH3 and multiple ankyrin repeat domains protein 2-like. The record is from RefSeq and is a predicted model, not a curated record. Gene Ontology annotation, molecular function: ionotropic glutamate receptor binding; synaptic receptor adaptor activity. The transcript has 5 exons. NCBI's taxonomy places the organism in Eukaryota, Metazoa, Chordata, Mammalia, Dermoptera, Cynocephalidae. The coding region runs from base 1 to 924 and encodes 307 amino acids. Gene Ontology annotation, cellular component: postsynaptic membrane; postsynaptic density; dendritic spine.